ACGAUGGCCACGCCCAUGCAGGAUGUUGGCAAACAGGUGUGGCGUGGGGCAUUAUUCAUGGUGGACUUCAUCCUCUCAAACCCAGUCAUGUUAAGAGGAGCUACAGUCCUAGAACUAGGAGCAGGGACAGGCUUGACCAGCAUCAUCACAGCAACCAUAGCUAAAGCAGUCUACUGCACAGAUGUGGGAGAAGACCUUCUACAGAUGUGUAAGAGAAAUGUAGCAUUAAAUAAACACAUGCUGAAGUCUGCAGAUCACGAGGUGAAAAUAAGACAGUUGGACUGGCUUCAGGAUGACCUCUGCACAGGUAACACAGAUAUGUCAUUUUAUAAACCAACACGCUGUGCAAAGACAGGUCUGGACACAUUUGGACAAUAA
This is a messenger RNA of Neolamprologus brichardi, 378 nucleotides long. The record is from RefSeq and is a predicted model, not a curated record. NCBI's taxonomy places the organism in Eukaryota, Metazoa, Chordata, Actinopteri, Cichliformes, Cichlidae.